AGGGUCGGGAGUUCCGGGGGCCGCGCGUUGAAAAGAUCAGGGCGUCGCAUGUCUGGGGCGUGUGUCCCCCAGUUCCACAUGACGCGCCUUUCGGGCUCAAGCCCGAGCGCGCCCGAUUACUCUUCGUGGCGUCGGCUGGGUGCCCCAGGGACAGUCAGUGUCUGGGCCUCGGCAGGCCUACCUGCAGCGGCCGACAGUAGCUUUACGUACAUACCUGCCUGGCGAUGCAGUUGUGGACGGGGCUGGGGCUGGCUGCAGCCUCCAUAUACGUGCUGCCCGUGCGGUGCGCCGACGUGCGAGCUCGGGUGCCGCGGCAAGCCCAGCUGCCAUGGGCGUACACCAAAGACGAGAGCCCGGCGGGCUCCAGCGCCUCCCUGCUGCAGGAGGCCGGCUGGCGCGCCAGCGUCGGCGACAAGACCUACUACGCGCCACCCGAGGGCGCGGAGCUGAGCCGCAACGUGGGCGACUACUUCUACGCGCUGGGGGCCCGCUCGGCGCUCACGGAGGAGCUCGAGCAGAGCCGCGUGGGUGGCGACGGCAGGUGGCACAUCUUCCACCUCCCCGGCGGCCCGUCCCUGCUCCAGCAGAGCGUCCCGACCAGUGGCGACCGGCGGGAGUCCAUGAGCGCCCUGGUGCAGCUGACGAACGGCGUCAGGGUCAGCAGCGGAUUCCCGGAGUACAAAGUCACCUCCGGCUACAAGAGCCCGCUGACGGCCAACGGGCAGGCGAAGGAGAGGGAAGCGGUGGAGCUCGUCACCAAGGAGGUCUUCCAGAGCUUCCUCGAGAACCUCACGUCGCUCGGGUCCUCUGGGCUGCCCACGCGCAGCUACAAGAACCCCUCCGCCUCGAAGGCCGCGCAGGAGUUCCUGAAGCAGGAGUUCGUUAAGAUGGGCAUGACCCCCUGCCUUCACAGCUUCGAGGGCCUAGGCACGCACCUGGCCAACGUGGUCACCCGCGUGGAGGGCAAGGGCUCGGACGCGGUCGUCGUCGGUGCCCACUACGACUCCCGCCCCUUCGACGGCAAGGCCCCGGGCGCAGAGGACAACGGCAGCGGCGUCGCCGCCCUGCUGGCGGUCGCGCGCGCGUUCACGAUGGCCGGCGUGAAGCCCGAGAAAAAUGUGUACUUCGUAGGCUUUGCGGCAGAGGAGCCCGGCCUCAAGGGUUCAGCCGCCUUCGCGAAGGAGAUGGCGGCCGGAGGAGGCAGGCUGCCGUCGGAGUGCAGGACCCGGUCCGGCAGCUUCCUGGAGCGCGGCAGGUUCCGGCGCAGGAAGGCGGACCACAGGGCCAUUGUCCUCGACGAGGUCGGCUGGAAGAGCCCCGCGCUGUCGAAGGCCACCGUCAACCUGGAGUCCUACGACUGGGCCAAGGAGACGGGCCUCCCCGAGCUCAUGGACCACAUGGCGCACGCGAGCCAAGAGUACAACGGCCAGGAGCUGUACGUAGUCCACAGCAACCACCCCUUCGGCUCGGACCACAUGAGCUUCCUACAGGGGGGCAUCCCGGCGGUCCUAACCAUCAAUGGCGAUGACGAGCGGUACCCGCACUACCACCGCAGCACCGACACGAUCGAGAAUGUGUCCCCGGAGUAUGCCGCGCAGAUCGCCAAGAUGGUCCUCGGUGCGACCGUCCGCUCCGCCGGCGUCUCCGCGCCCUGAGCGCGCCAGCUGGGCACCUUCGCAGGGCCGGUCGUGGUCGUCGCGGCCUG
Messenger RNA from Prorocentrum cordatum, 1705 nucleotides. Lineage: Eukaryota; Dinophyceae; Prorocentrales; Prorocentraceae. The record is from the annotation of a GenBank genome assembly.